This is a messenger RNA of Rhagoletis pomonella (apple maggot), 812 nucleotides long. RefSeq lists its product as uncharacterized. The coding region runs from base 182 to 718 and encodes 178 amino acids. The record is from RefSeq and is a predicted model, not a curated record. The transcript has 3 exons. NCBI's taxonomy places the organism in Eukaryota, Metazoa, Arthropoda, Insecta, Diptera, Tephritidae.
CUGUUUAAUUAAGUAAAAGAAAAGUAGUAAAUACAAAGUUUAUGGGCUCUGUAAAUUAGAUAUAUUUAUAUAUUAGCAUGCAUAAGUAUUACAGUAAUGAUGUGAUAGCAACGAUAAAGUAAAUGCCGGUAAGCCCAUUAACAUUCCUGAAGAGUAGCCGGCACGGAGAGAAUAACUACAUAUGUACAUACAUACAAACGUGCCACAUACAAAAUCCAGAAUACAAAGCCUCAAUUGCAACACGCAAAUAUUUCAAACAUCAGUUUUUAUCCAAACAAGAAUGUCACGAUCACUACAGCAAUAUCGUUAUUGUUUUAUCGCUGGCGCCUUUGCUGCUGGCGGCAGCUUCUUUGGUCGUGCACCAAGUCAAAUUUCGGAAGUACCUUUAUUAGCGAAGCUGCUUUCAACGGAUGCAAUUUACUAUUUCGAGUCGAUUCUGCUGCGCCUACUACCCAUUGCAUUGAUGGUGAUUUGUAAUUUGUUGAAUUGGCGUUACUUUCUCAAAGCGCUACAAUGCACCGAACAAACAUUGACCGCAACUGUGCUGACAGCUGCUGCCAAUUAUAUGCUAUCGUUUAUAUUAGGUGCACUUGUGUAUCGAGAAGUAUUUACACUGCUAUCAACUGUGGGUGCAGCAUUGAUAAUUGCGGGCCUUUGGUUUCUCUGUAAGGCACAAGAAGAGCAAAAAGCAAGCGAAAAACUUAAGAAGCAUACGUGAAGAAUAAAAGAAGUUGGUAGGCUAUUAAGUAUUUAAUUGUACAAAAAAUUAAUAUGAUAUAAAAUAUGCGGAAAUAUAUUAUAUUAAACUAGAG